Molecule: messenger RNA, 615 nt
Organism: Adineta ricciae
Lineage: Eukaryota; Metazoa; Rotifera; Eurotatoria; Adinetida; Adinetidae
Source: the annotation of a GenBank genome assembly
AUGUUUUCCAACGGAACUAUGAACAUCACGGUCUACAAUCCCAUGGAAAGUGAUUACAAAAAGUUAAUGACGUUGUAUUCAACGUCAUUUCAAUGUCCUUGUAAUAAUAUUUCAGUUCAAUAUAAGAGUUUUCUUCGUGUUGAUGCCAUCUUUCAUGAGAUUUGUUCGAGUGACUUCGUCCAGGCAGAAUGGCGUGAUUAUUUGUUUGAUCAAGGCAAUUGGCUGGAUCAUUAUCGAGUGGAUACCACAGUUCAACAUGCGAUUGAUCAAUUUCUUAAUGAAACCUUUAUCAAUACUCAACUGAUUCCUCGAUCGGAGUUUCAGCUUCGAAUUAACAUCAGCAAUUUUAUCUUACAAUCUCAGCAAAUAACAACAGCACAGUUUUCGCGCAGUGUAGAUCUACUGCACAAUGUGAUGGAUGGCAAUGGUUUAAUCUCUUCCUACCUUCUGAAUUAUAAGUGGUCGAUCGAUUUAAACAGAACUUACACGACAAUUCCAAUUAGUUCAGUGACGAUGAAAACUGGAUGUUCGUGUGGAACACGAACUGACUGUAUUGAAUCAGGAGGAAUAUAUUAUGAUAGGACGAAUAGUCAAGUAUUCGCAACACCCGGAUGA